Messenger RNA from Hirsutella rhossiliensis, 759 nucleotides. Its product is annotated as DDE superfamily endonuclease domain-containing protein. Gene Ontology annotation, cellular component: nucleus. Gene Ontology annotation, molecular function: DNA binding. Bases 1 to 759 code for a protein of 252 amino acids. The record is from RefSeq and is a predicted model, not a curated record. Lineage: Eukaryota; Fungi; Ascomycota; Sordariomycetes; Hypocreales; Ophiocordycipitaceae. The transcript is spliced from 3 exons.
AUGGCUGAGGCAAUCCUCGAUGUCACUGAUAACGGUCUGUCGCAGCGCCAGGCUUCUCAGAAAUGGGGGAUACCCCAGAGUACUAUUUCCAGCAGAAUGCGAGGUCAGUCGGCAUUAACCGACCAGGAACAACCUGGAAAACUCCUAUCCAGAGACCAGGAGGCCAACUUGGUUGCAUGGACUCUUCGCCAAGAAUCUCUGGGUUACGCUCCGUCCCAGAGUCAAAUCCGCGCCUGCGUUGUUGCCGUUCUGAAACAGCAAGGCUGCGACUCAAGAUUGGGACGUCAUUGGGUAGAAAAGUUCAUUCAACGCCAUCCAGAACUUAGAAGCAAGGUCGGUAGGCGUCAGGAAGCCAACAGAUUCGACUCAUUUACUCCCAAAGCAGUGCACUGGUACUUUGACGUCAGGGAGAAGGAGUACGGGUGGAUCAAGCCGGAGAACACCGUGAAUGUUGAUGAAGGGGGGAUUAUGUCGGGUUUUGGGACCCCAGUCCCGCAGCUGGACCACUUUAUAGAGGCCAUCACCGCCGACGGGCGCGCCUUGACUCCUGGCAUCAUAUUUAAGGGCAAAGAUCUCCAGGCACAGUGGUUUAAGGACGAGUUUCGAGAAUUUGCGGAUUGGAACUACAUAACUUCACCAAAUGGAUGGACGGACAACCACAUUGCCGUCGAAUGGCUUGAGGAAGUCUAUUUGCCUCAGACGCGACCUGACGACGACUCUGAGGCCAGGCUUAUCAUUCUGGAUGGACAUGGGAAAUAA